AUUAAUGAAAUAAUGAAUAUCGACGCCAAUGAAUACAACAAAUCAAAUGAGUCCCAAAUUCGGGACGGGAAUGAACUAAUCGGGAAAAUUGUUGCCGAAACUAGUGAUAAAGACUACGAGCAGAUAAUAGACAUCGGGUGCGGCACCGGAAACGUCACCCGAGAGCUGUCUCGGGCCGUGAAUGGCCGGCCAAUCACCGCUCUCGAUGUCGAUCCGGGUAUGAUUGGGUUCGCGCAGACCUCCACUAAUCGCAACCCUAAUAUCCGAUACGUAACCCAAGACUUUGGUGUCGAGUGGGACUCGUUGUCGGCCACUGUACGGGCUAUGGAGGACAGCGUGACUCUAGUAUUUACCAACCAUUGCCUCCAUUUAAUACCCGAUAAGUCAAAUGUGGUCACAAAUAUCGGUAGACUUUUGCGCCCAAAUGGCCGCCUCUACGCCAAUAUCGGCUAUAAUGCAGAUCUCUAUAUGAAUUUGACGGGAAAUACGGUUGAAACGGAUACCGAGAUGAAUGUAUGGCUCAAUCUGUUCCGGUCUAGAGGUUUGAAUGUGUUGUCCAAAGAGUUUUGCCUCCGUGAUAAUCGUUACGAACUGGAUGCUUUUACUAAAAGCAUCGAUGGUUUGAAACAAUCCCUGUUAAACAAUUAUAGCGACUCUAAACGUGAUAAAUUGGAUGAAUUGUUUUCUAAUGUUUUGGCCAAAUGUGAUAAAUAUGUGGACAAUAGGACCGGGAAGACAAUGGGUGUUUUUUAUUGGACUACAACAUUUUAA
Molecule: messenger RNA, 771 nt
Organism: Medioppia subpectinata
Lineage: Eukaryota; Metazoa; Arthropoda; Arachnida; Sarcoptiformes; Oppiidae
Source: the annotation of a GenBank genome assembly